CGCAGUACAGCAACGAAGCUCAUGACUCGACGCCACCCAGGUACAAAGUGGCGAUGUUGGGCGCCUCGGGAGUCGGCAAGACAGCGCUGACGUGCCAGUUCACGACGUCGGACUAUAUAUGUGCCUACGACACAUCGCUCGAUGAAGAGUUUGGCCGCAAGUCUGUGUCAGUGAUGUUGGAUGGGCAGGAGACAGAGCUUGAGAUAGUGGACCAUCCCGCCUCUGAGAUGUCGGUGGAGGGCUACUGUGCAACGUACAACCCGGAUGUGUUUGUGGUGGUGUACUCUGUGGUGGACCAGAAGAGCCUCAAAGUGGCAGAGGACAUCUUGCUUUUCCUCUGGAAAGGAGACUAUGUGGCAUCACGGGGAGUCAUCCUAGCAGGGAACAAGGCAGACCUGGAGCGCAAACGGGAGGUCCCCAUGUCAGUUGGUCGCAAGCUGGCAAACAGCUGUGGCUGCAAGUUUAUAGAGACAUCUAGUGGACUUGACCACAACGUGGAUGAGCUUCUAGUUGGCAUUCUAGCACAGGUGCAACUGAACCCAUGGCGAGACUGCAACAAGCUCAGCAAGAAGAAAAAGCAAAAGGCACGAAUGGGCAGUGGGCACAGAGUCCUCAAAAACUUGUUGGGCAUUAAACGCAAGUCACGAUCAUGCGAGAACCUCUUUGUGCUGUAGACACACAUUACAGACAGAAAUGAAAACAGGAAGAUUUUUAGAAAAGAAUAAAUAUGAGGCCCUCUCUAGGAAGAAAUUGGAAUUGUUACAUUUGAACAUAGGCUGUUAUUGUAUAGAUAUCACUAAAGUGUGUGUCUCUGAAAGAUACUGAAAACUGAAAGAAGCAGAUUUGUAUUGAAACAUACAUUUCACAAAGACGUUCAGUCUCAACAUAUUGUCACAUGGCUUCCAGGGUGUUUUGUCCAUAUUUUGUAGUCCAUGUAUAAUUUCUCACACAUUUUUUACGUUAACAAUCUCAUUUUACUUUCAUGUCACUUUGGGGAGGGGGAUCCUUGAAAAACUUUGUUACUGCUGGUGGUUUAUUAGGAUGAUGCUCAGCCAUUUGAUUUGGGCAACAGCUCACAGGUUUAGCCUGACUAGCUGCAUGUCAAUGGUUUCCACCUUUCAUAAUUAGUGUGUGUAUGUUAUGGUGUGCAGGGCAUCUAGCACUACAGAUGCCUUACUUUUCACACCACCAAUAUAUUUUUGUACCAUCUGUGGUCUUUGAAUACCAAGAAUAUGUGUAAUUAUUAUUGGCUAACACAGGGUCACCUCUGUUAGAUGUUAAUGUAUGUGUCACAAUUUUAAUUGCUUCAGUAAUUCAGAUAUUAUCAUUUCUAUAGUAAAAGUUCACUUCUACUGCAUUACAGACAAUACUUCAGCAAUCAGAAACUAAUCAUUCUUCCCUUGUUAGUAGUGUCAGCUGUCCGUACACUGUCUCAAGAAUACAAACAAAGUCUGUGUCAAAUAACAAUGGACACAUAAAUAUUUGAAAAUGAAGAACAGUGUCUUCUGGAAUGUGAUGCCAUAUAGUCUCGUAGUAGUUACACAACAUUUUGGAGGAAUUCACUGCCUCCAUCUUCAGGGUUAUAGAGUCAUUCAAACAAGAAACCAACAAAAAUGAAGCAGAAAGCUUGACUUAAUGUUCAGUCCUGAAGAUGGAGGCAGAAUGUUCCUCCAAAACAUUGAUGAACUUCUACUGGCUACAUGCUGUCACAUUCCAGAAGGUAGUUUUCUCUAUAGUCAGCACUGUGAGAACCUUAAUAUCUCUUUGGGUCCAAUUGGGGUGGUCCAGCUGCAAGAGUGUUACCCUGGUACCUUAAAGUGAGGGAACGCAAACAUAACUUUUCACCAGGAAGAAACUGGUGAAUACCUAGUUUAGUUUCCAUUGGCAGAGUGUGAUUACAUUUCUGCAUGCAUGAACAUGAGUUGUGAUGCAAAACUAUAUUAAUAAGGGUUAAACUGAAUAUUUAUUUAAGUUUCCAAGCAAUAUGGCAAGCCUGGUACAGUAAUUUGGCAUCACUGAUAAAAAUUCAUCAAGUUCCACCUCUUAGGUAUGGAGAGACACUGCAGAAAUGUCAGAAUAUUGAGACAUGCUGCAUAAUCCAAAUAAACAAGCAUUUGGUGUGUCGUCCAUUUGUUUUAAAAUGCAGAAUGUAUCUCUGAAACAUGAAGUUUGGCCCACAGGGAUGAAGCAUAAUUUUAAGUGUGUAUUGAUAUCCCGUAUAUGUAUUAAUUUCUAAUGUAAUGUUUGUAUUAAGAGCAAAGGCAUUUAGCAUGAAUUGAAGUAAGACCCAGAAGUCUGUGGCAAUGGUAUACAAGUAUUAAUGCACAGAGAUAUUGAGUUUUCGGACUUUAUCCAUCGUCCUUGUUUUAAGAUAACUAAGAAAAACACGACAUUUCGGAAA
Cryptotermes secundus is the source of this 2401-nucleotide messenger RNA. Its product is annotated as ras-related protein Rap-2a-like. Gene Ontology annotation, molecular function: calcium channel regulator activity; GTP binding; GTPase activity. Gene Ontology annotation, cellular component: plasma membrane. The transcript is spliced from 4 exons. The record is from RefSeq and is a predicted model, not a curated record. NCBI's taxonomy places the organism in Eukaryota, Metazoa, Arthropoda, Insecta, Blattodea, Kalotermitidae. Bases 54 to 674 code for a protein of 206 amino acids.